Molecule: messenger RNA, 4179 nt
Organism: Hippocampus zosterae (dwarf seahorse)
Lineage: Eukaryota; Metazoa; Chordata; Actinopteri; Syngnathiformes; Syngnathidae
Gene: csf1a
Product: colony stimulating factor 1a (macrophage)
Exons: 7
Coding region: 192-797 (201 amino acids)
Cellular component (GO): membrane
Molecular function (GO): cytokine activity; growth factor activity
Source: RefSeq, a predicted model, not a curated record
GUCUGAACAACCCUCCCACCCAUGCGGUCUCUAUGGAUGGAUGGAUGUGACAAUCAGUAACAGAGCUCAGUGUCUCUUUAGGUCAUAACACUCAAGCAUCUGGACAGAGAUUUGAAAGGACUGUACAAGAUCCAAGGCCCCACCGUUGGGCAAAGGACGCUGGAACUCUCUUGUCUUUUCACUUCAGCCAGAUGAACAUACACGCGGUAGACUUUGCAACCAAGGCUUGGCAUCUAUGCUUCUUUCCCAUCCUGUGCUUUCACCUUGUAAUGGGUGGUGUUCCUGGUCCAUGCCGACACUCGGUAACACAGGAGCACCUUUGGAUCCUCAAUCGCCUGAUUGACAAUCAGUUGGACCAUGGGUGUUUUAUAAUUUAUCAGUUUACUGAACGUUUGAAUUUGAGUAAAGUUUGUUAUGUCAAAGCAGCCCUUCCACAAGUACUUGAGCUUCUGAGAACACAAUUCCAUUAUGGUAGGAAUUCAGACAACAGAAGAUAUGUCAACACUCUGGAAAAAGCAAUCUACCAUCUUUACUCCCAAGGAUGUAUCUCGGAAAUAAAUGAAGAGCUUGAGGAAAGUCCAUCCAGGUUAACAAAGGAGGUGGAAAGCUCACCAAAGGAAGCUCUGAAAAAAGCUCGACAAGUGAUCCAGAUGUAUAUGAGACUGAUGACAUUCAGCACUCAUCCUGUGGACUGGAAUUGUCAAUCUGAAUAUUCCGUCGGAGAUUAUUUAAAUCACACUCAAAUUGCAUUUACCAUCACCACAGGGGGAGCAGAUGGAGGCCGCAAACAAAGCUAGUUUAAUCAAUGAUCUGGUUCCGCUAUUUGGAGCUUUCACAACUGUUGCCUCUGAUCAUGUGGGGCCAUGAUCGAAACAUAAGAACCUCUCCCAGGAAUCUGCAUUUUGUGAGCCCAUCACCAUUAGAAACUUUUGUGUUUGUGGUUAAAUAUUUAAAUAUAUUUCUAUUUACCUGGUUCUCAGAAAGUAUGGUCCAGCGGAAUGUUGAAAUGCUGACCCACUUUGACACACUCUCUCUCUAUUUAUAUACUGUAUAUAUAUAUAUAUAUAUAUAUAUAUAACACAUUUUCUCCAUUUACAAUUAAUAUAAUAUAUACAGACUGCAGAGCUAAAAUAAAUAAGCCUAACUGAGAUUUGUGCUGUCUUUUGCGUUUGAAUGAACUUAUAGUGGUGAAAACGAGCCAUCGCUGUUCAUGUCCUGUCAACACGCCCUUGCAAUUAAGAGCCCUUUCCCCCCUUAAAAUGCAUCAGUGCCAAAAGCAGUUGUAAUUAAGGCUGUACAUUUUUGAGUCGAAUCGGACUCCACACUUUUGUUUUGUUUUGUUUUUAUUCUCUCAGAUUGGACUCAGACACCUUGGCAUUUGACUCAGUUCAGCCACUGGACUCAAAAAAUAUUUUUAUUGACUCAAAAGUGUCGAACUAUGUUUUUCUUCCUGAAAAUUAACUGAAACCUUCAACAAAAACAAAACUUGAAAUAAAAGUAUUUCAGAUGAUCAAAAUAGUUAUCUGAUUGCAGAUUCUGUAAGAAGUCAAUUUCGGACACAUAUUUUAUCACGUUGAACUUCACUCGACACUUGUCGAGGCGCCACUAAAAGGGAUAGUUAUUUUUCUUGUUUAUUAUUAAGCAAAGGGUUCCAUGACAUUUAAUAAGAGCAAAAUGUCUCUUUUUGGGGGUGUGGGGGGGGGGGGGGGGGUGUAAAUAGCAUUUUUCUGUCUUAAGGUUUACUCUUGAUCUCAUUCGGACUUGGACUCGAACCUUGUGGAAUCGGACCUUACUUCGAUCCUGACCUUUGUGAUCCAACUUGACUGAGACUCGAUAAAGGUGGACUUGACUACAUCCCUGGAUGUUACCAAUAAACGCUGUCCAUAAUGUGACAAUACAUCAGCAGGGAAAAAAAUGAUGUUACGCAUGUUACCUUCUGAGUCUAAGAGAAAAGAAAAUGAAAUAUACUGUAUACUUACACUGGAACAAUUUUGUUUAUUCUCCGACUGAGUAAACUAGCGUAUUGGCCCGAAUAUAAGACGGCCCUGAUUAUAAGAUGACCCCCUCUUUUUCAAGACUCAAGUUUGAAAAAAGACUUUUUGAACACCAAAUUAAUUUUUAUACAGAAAAUAAUUACAGUGCAUCUGAAACAAAUGAUUACAACAAUAUAUUUGAGAGAAUAGAAUCGUGUUUUGCCUCAUUCAAAUCUAAAGUGCAAUCACAUUCGUAAAUGAAUGGCUUCUGGUUUUUUAAAUGUAAAUUACAUCAUAACUUCUCCUAAGCUGCCGUUAACCUGGCCAAUCUUUGACCCACUUGUCUCCAGAUUGUCACUACGUUUCUCCAUUUUCUGUUAUCUCUUUUCUUAUUUUCUUCUCUUUUCCUUCUUACCGCUAUUUUAUAUUUUUCUUCUUUGUGCUACCGCUAUUUUUAUUUUUAUUCUUCGUGGCAGGGGUUCACUUUGGCCUGGGGAGCCAAGUUCAGCAUUCGCUUCAAUGAUAUCUGGUGCCAUCUAGCAUUAUGAAUGGGUAUAAUGUAUAGACCCCAAAUAUAAGACGACCCCUACUUUUUCAGUCUUAUUUCAAUGCAAAAAACACUGUUCUAUAUUCGGGACAAUACGGUACGUGCCGCGCAUGGCGUCCAGUUUUACCAGUAACACCAAAAUACACCAAAAUAGAUCAGUAUAUUUUCAUAAAUUGUGGUGCUCAUUUGAACUUCCAAAGUAACACAAUGUUAUAUGACGCCCAUUCACCAAUUCAGUGGUAAUUAUCAAUGUGUAGUUUGUAGCAGUUUUUCACCUGAAUCUCUUUGUAUGAAGGUAAUGAAGUUGUUCAAUUGUAAAAAAAUACUGAAUUCAAAAAUAUUUAUUUCACAUGAGUGCCUGAUGCUUGGUACUCAGGUUACAAGUGCGCCAAUGUGAAACGAUGGAAUACCAGUGAACCACCUCUUGCGAAAAACGGGCUGAGUGAAUUAUGUUUUUUUAUCGCACGUCGCAAGAAAGUUUUUAUUUAAAUCGUACAACAUUUUGAUCUGGUUUUGAACAAGUUCAUUUUCGGGCUCUCAUUUCACAUUCCUGGAUCAUAGUUUUUGCGAACCACCUGUUUGUCCAUUUACCCAACGAAACCUCUUGACUGCCAUUUGCAGAUGGCAUUGUGGUUGUAUGUAUUUUAUUUUUCCAAUUAUCGAAUAAUAUCACUAUUAAGUUAUAUUUUUGUCUGAAAGACUGUUGUUCUGACAAAAUACACAGUGCUGCAAAAAUGUGUUUAUUUGAACAAAAACAUGAAACAGACAAACAAGAUGUGCUGUUGAACGAAUAAAUAAACAAAUACAUACAGAAAAAUUAUGAAAUUGUCACUAUUUGACCCACAUGAAUUUGACCUCAAACCUGUCCAACGUAAUUGAAGAAAUGUAAUGACAAAAUGAUGCACAUGCUCUCAAAAUUUAUCGUCACUGUGCUGUGAUAAACAUGUAUGUCCAUUUUUAUUUUUUUUAAACUUUUAUGUGAAUGGGUAUCCACGUUUUGUAAUGAACAUUUAACAUUUUUUUAAAAUGACAAAAAUAGACGUGUUUUUCACAGGACAGCGAGGAUUUUCAAAGACUAUAUAGAUGUGAGUGGUGGAGAAGUAGCAUUUCAGUUUUUCUGAUUUUAGAGGUCUGGAUCAGUCCCCACUCGCCCGCUACAGUCGGAACUUUAUAGCAACCUGAUUGGCUUUCUUUGCAUAAGUGGUGAUCCAGCAUAUUUUCGAGUAUUUUAAUUAUAAUUUUAUAAUCAUUGUUUUGCUUCAUUUAUGCCAUUACAGUGUGUAAUUAACAAGCUUGCUAUUUUUGCACUCCGAAAAUGCAUCUUCCCUGGUGACCAGAAUGUAAAGAAUCCUCAUUAAAAAAAAAAAAAAACUUCGGCCGUUGAUAGCACCUGCAAUUCUUUUGCAACUGCAAUUUGAUCCGUCACAAUGUCCGCUUCACAAAGGAUAUUGCGCUGAUGACAUACCAACGCAAACAUCUCCACAAAGUUGAUUGACAUCCAAACAGCUGAGUGCAGUUUGUACCUGGUUUCCCCCUUGACUGCAUGGCAAAGUCUAUAUGCUGCUUUGUGCCAAGAAUGUUAAAUAUUCUGUGAAGUGCUUUGUUACAGCUGCUGCUGAUGUGAAAGCGCGAUAUAAAUAAAGCUGUUUUGUACUAGAA